AUGGGAUUACUGAGUGUGACAUCAUACAGCCUCGUGGAAUGUAUAGUGGGAGCAGGUGCAUUUAUUUGGUAUGCGUAUCACUGGAUGAGUGGCUACUGGUUUUCUGCUAUCGAGGGUGUGCAUCAGAAAUACGGCACUGUCGUCCGCAUCGCACCCAAUGAGCUUUCCUUCUGUUCGACACAAUCACUCAAAGACAUAUACAGCCACCCAUUAUCAAGCGAGUGGGCGUUCCUCAAAUCCUCAUUCUAUGACCGACCCUUCGGAGUAGCAUCAGUUGCCACCACUCGUGAUCCACAUGAUCAUCGACAACAACGACAAUCACUUGCUUCGGGCUUCAGCACUAAGGCUCUCAGAGAGCAAGAAGACAUCGUGCAUUACUAUGUUGACCUCUUCAUUCAACAGAUCGGAAACCUUAGUAAGACCCAAUCAUACGGAGUGGACAUCUGUGAAGCACUGAACUGGGUAACUUUCGACAUCAUUGGCGAUCUGACCUUCGGAGAAUCUUUCGACGCCGUCAAAACGGCGAAAACUCAUCACUGGGUUUCUACUAUCGUGGACAGCCAAUUCUGGGGUAGCAUCAUCCCGUUGAGCCGACGUGUAGUCGUAGUCUAUCUUCUCCUUCCGUUCCUCGCCUUUUCGAAUUUGGCACGGAACUUCAAGAUCCACCAGGGCCUAACGAGGGCGAAACUAGCGAAUCGCAUUGCAAAAGCGGAUAAGAUCACUAGAGCAGACUUUCUACAGCAAGUCAUUCAAUCUCGCAAGUUCUCGAUCGAGGCGUUAGAGGGCCAGGCAGGUACACUCAUUGUUGCUGGGUCUGAGACCACCGCGACGACAUCAGUCGCAGCGUUAUACUUCCUAGCAAAGAAUCCUGUGUGUCUUGCCGCACUGCAGCACGAGGUGCGAACAACGUUCACAUCUGCGGAUGCAAUCACGGGUCACUCUACCGCCACCCUUCCCCAUCUCAACGCCGUCAUUGAAGAAUCACUGCGCCUGUUCCCACCCGUAGCAAUCGGACUUCCACGGAUAUCGCCCGGAGCGAACGUCGACGGCCACUUCAUACCCGCAGGUGUCAUCGUAUCAACUGACAACUGGACUCUAAUGCACGACCCGAAGUACUGGCACGACCCGCACGCGUUUCGGCCCGAAAGAUGGAUUGGCGAGGGGUUUGGCGAUACGAAGGGUGCGUCCCAGCCGUUUUCUCUCGGCGUGAGGGCUUGUCUGGGGAUCAAUCUGGCGUAUUUGGAAAUGCGGGUUGUGUUGGCGAAGAUCAUUUGGCACUAUGAUUUACAACUGAUCGACGGGGAUCGGGAUCUACUCAGGGAGUCGACGCUGUUUGGUUUCUGGAAGAAACCGCCGAUUCACAUGAAGUUCAAUGGGCGGGAGAACAGUGCAUUAGGUGUUCCCGAUGUAUUGUAG
This is a messenger RNA of Aaosphaeria arxii CBS 175.79, 1416 nucleotides long. Its product is annotated as cytochrome P450. The record is from RefSeq and is a predicted model, not a curated record. Gene Ontology annotation, molecular function: oxidoreductase activity, acting on paired donors, with incorporation or reduction of molecular oxygen; iron ion binding; heme binding. The transcript has 2 exons. Lineage: Eukaryota; Fungi; Ascomycota; Dothideomycetes; Pleosporales. The coding region runs from base 1 to 1416 and encodes 471 amino acids.